Molecule: messenger RNA, 1972 nt
Organism: Microbotryum saponariae
Lineage: Eukaryota; Fungi; Basidiomycota; Microbotryomycetes; Microbotryales; Microbotryaceae
Source: the annotation of a GenBank genome assembly
AUGGCCGAAUUCUCGCGAUUGGUCGUGCCCAGACCGCCUCGGACCUCGGUCGAGAGCGAGCAAAAGUCCGAGUCCGUGUACUGGAAAUCCUACAAGGCGCGUUACUCGAGCUUCUAUGUGUACAGGUUCGACUCGAGCGCUAAUCCACUGUCUUGGUGCGCCUCCCACAGUCGCCCAUCUUUAUCAAGUCGUACGCGCCCGUGACCCACGUCCAGUUCUCCCCCUCGUCGCCGCAUCGCUACAUCGUCACCUCGGGAUCUCGUCUACAAAUCUACUCCCCCAAGACGAACCGCGUCGUCAAGACGAUCGCUCGAUUCAAGGAAACCGCCACGAGUGGAGAGCUUCGUCAUGAUGGCAAACUCUGCAUUGCCGGGGAUCACUCGGGAGCUGUGCAGGUCUUUGAUAUCAACUCGAGGGCUAUCCUCAGGACCAUCAAGGCCCACAAGCAGUCAGUAGAGGAGAUCCCGUCUUGGCACCGCACAGCAUGCUGAUUGACUCGCUGCUGCCCCACCAGAACCGUGCACACCACCAAAUUCUCCCCCGGAGCCGGAACGCAGAUCCUCACCACCUCGUCCGACACGACCGUACGGCUAUUCGACCUCUCCACCUCAGCGAACGUGCGCAUCUACCCCCGUCACACCGACUACGUGCGCUGCGCGUCCUUCGUCCCUUCGUCGCCGUCGCUCGUCUUUUCGGGAGCUUACGAUGGUACGGUGCGCUUGUGGGACUCGAGGCAGGCUGAACGGGAUGGGCAGGUGUGGUUGGGCAAGCAUGGUAAACCCGUUGACGAGGUUUUGGUUGGCGAUAACGGUACAUUGGCAUGUUCGGCCGGUGGACCGAUCCUUCGAGUUUGGGACCUGCUCGGAGCGACAACAAGCAGCAUCACGACCGUCGAUCGGACGGGCGACGAAGCGCCCGAAUACGAAGAUGACGAACGCUUGGACACGGGGACAAGUUACUGCGUCAGAGCGUUGAGUAACCAUCAGAAAUCGAUCACUUCGUUGUGUUGGGCCGAGGCGGAGAAUGGGGAGAAGCGUGUGUUGAGUGGCGCGUUGGAUGGGUUGGUCAAGGUCUAUGAUCCGCAGAACAAUUGGAAGGUGCGGCAUACGAUGAGGUACGGUGGGCAAGUUAUGAGUUUGGCCAUCUCGGUGAGUUUUGUAUUCUACCAUUUGCGGAGGUUAUGUGCUAUCAGGUAGCUGACGUUCUACGGAUCACUUUUGAUCCUGCGCAGCCGAAUUCGUCUCACUUGGUCGCCGGUCUCUCCGACGGGUCCCUCUCAAUCCGAACACGUGUCGCCUCCAAAAAAGCCGGUUUACCAACCGAGUUCAAAGCCCCUUCAUACGACGCUCUCCUAGCCGGUGCCGCAGCAGGUGGGGUCGUUUACGAAGGCAAGGAAGCGAUGGAAGGGAUGGGGGCGUUCGAAGGGGAGCAGAAGAUGGGCAAGGAUAGGAAGAAGAAGUUGAUGGAGUGGGAUCGCAUGUUGAAGGAUUUCAGGUAUGGGGAUGCGUUGGACUCGGUGUUGCGCAAGGUGAGUGCAGAGGACGGAAUAUGUCAGGCGCCUCGACGAUCUUCUGAUCUUGUGUUGGAUUUGGUGCCGCAGGGUAUCACAACACCCACGACAUUUGCAUUGUUGGAAGAGUUGAUCCACCGAGAUGGUCUGACGAUCGCCCUAGCGAACCGCAACGACCUCUCCCUCGAACCGAUCCUCAAGUUCCUCGUCCAACACAUCACCAACCCUCGCCACUGCAUCCUCGCUUCCGAUGUCGCUAACGCUCUCAUCGAAAUCUAUACCCCGACACUCGGGUUGUCCCCACUCGUGGAUGGUUUGUUCAAUCGUUUGAGGCGGAAAGUCGAUGAGGAACUCAGGUUCCAGAGGGAGUUGAUGGCUGUCAGGGGAGCGUUGGAUAUGGUGUUUGCUUCGAGUCAGCAGGGGAAUAAGAGGGCCGUCGCGAUUAACGCCAUCACUGUAUGA